Messenger RNA from Syngnathus acus (greater pipefish), 870 nucleotides. It is a transcript of the gene fundc1, whose product is annotated as FUN14 domain containing 1. Gene Ontology annotation, biological process: autophagy of mitochondrion. Gene Ontology annotation, cellular component: mitochondrial outer membrane. The coding region runs from base 63 to 518 and encodes 151 amino acids. The transcript is spliced from 5 exons. NCBI's taxonomy places the organism in Eukaryota, Metazoa, Chordata, Actinopteri, Syngnathiformes, Syngnathidae. The record is from RefSeq and is a predicted model, not a curated record.
UCCCUUUGAAUGUCAAAAGUACUCUAAGUGACAACGGACGUGAAGGCAACUGAGGAUCCAAAAUGGCGACGCACAACAAGGAUCUGGAAGAGCAGCUCGCCGACAAGGUCGUCGAUCUGACCGAGUACGCCAAACGUCAGCGAUGGUGGAACCGUCUAUUUGGCAAGACGUCCGGACCGGUAGCAGAGAAAUACUCAGUGGCCACACAGAUAGCUAUAGGAGGAGUCAGUGGAUGGUGUGCAGGCUUUCUCUUCCAGAAGGUUGGCAAGGUUGCUGCCACCGCUGUGGGCGGAGGACUUUUGUUGUUACAGAUAGCUAACAAUAGUGGCUACAUCCAAGUGGAUUGGAAGAGAGUUGAAAAGGAUGUCAAUAAAGCAAAGAAGCAGAUCAAGAAGAACACUGACACAGCAGGUCCAGAGCUGAACACGUUAGUUGAGAAGUCCACAGAGUUUGUGAAGAAGAACAUUGUGGUCACAAGCGGCUUCGUCGGAGGCUUCCUGCUCGGUAUGGUGUCCUAGGCUCACCGGACGAAUGACUCCGAAAUGUUUCGAAUCAUUCGGAAAAGGGAUAAAUUGUUGCUCGGUAGAUGGUCAAUGCCAUGACGCCAUGCUUCCUGUAAUCCUGUAGCUGUCUUUUCUGUAUAGAGUGCACGCCUUUUCCUCUCUAUGUAAAGACACUGUACCUCCACUUCAAGAAGCAUUAUCGUUAGGGGUGAAUACACUCUGAUCUCGUACCAGGCCAAAUGUUUGCACUUGUGUUACAGCAGGGUUGUCCAAACUUCAUGUGAGCCAAUAAUAACUAAAAAAAAACUGUGGCCCCACUUUGGACACUCCUGUAAUCCAUAUAUUAAAGGGGGAAACCUAUAAUAAU